Gloeophyllum trabeum ATCC 11539 is the source of this 549-nucleotide messenger RNA. RefSeq lists its product as uncharacterized. The coding region runs from base 1 to 549 and encodes 182 amino acids. The record is from RefSeq and is a predicted model, not a curated record. Lineage: Eukaryota; Fungi; Basidiomycota; Agaricomycetes; Gloeophyllales; Gloeophyllaceae. The transcript has 3 exons.
AUGUCGAUAUCCAUAAGCUUCGGCUCCUUCGGCGACAUAGUCUCGCUCAUCCAGCUCGCGGCGUCAGUGAUCAGCCGGCUCGCAAGCAGCGCGGGCAACUCCGAGCGAUACAGCGAGCUCCUGCUGGAACUACACACCCUAUCCGGGGCGCUCGCGUCUCUCCAGAACAAACUUCAUACUCCCCGUGCACCAUCUUGCAUGCCCAGUGAGCUCCGGCGGGACAUCGAGGCGCGCAUAGCGGCUUGCCGGGCGUCGCUCGAGAAGAUGGAGAGGAAUAUCGUAUGGCAGCAGCAGCGCUUGAGAGGGCGGUACCCGAAAGAUUGGAGGGAUCUUUGGCUCAGAGCCGGAUGGCGCUUGUUCGCAGAGAAAGAAUUGCAGAGGUAUAGGGAGGACGCACGCAGUCAUAGAGAUUCUGUCAAAUUCGCGCUUUCCAUGCUCAAUCGGUGGGUUUCUUUUGGCUUCUCGACGACGAGGAGAGCGUGGAGACACGCACCACAUCGUCGUGACAGCGCGUUCAACACUCGACAACAUAUCUCAGAUGUUGGAUAA